Polypterus senegalus (gray bichir) is the source of this 5696-nucleotide messenger RNA. Its product is annotated as zinc finger protein 91-like. The coding region runs from base 155 to 5095 and encodes 1646 amino acids. The record is from RefSeq and is a predicted model, not a curated record. The transcript is spliced from 10 exons. Gene Ontology annotation, molecular function: DNA-binding transcription factor activity, RNA polymerase II-specific; RNA polymerase II cis-regulatory region sequence-specific DNA binding. NCBI's taxonomy places the organism in Eukaryota, Metazoa, Chordata, Cladistia, Polypteriformes, Polypteridae. Gene Ontology annotation, biological process: regulation of transcription by RNA polymerase II.
CUGAAGCCACGCUGCAGGCCGGCGCUAAACUGGAAGGCAGAGGGCUACGAGUGCAACGCAUUUAUGAGGUUGACAGCAGUUUAUGGAGAAACGAAAAAGAUAAAAAUUAAAAGGUGUCAUUUGCUGUGAAGUCUGGAUCAGUGUAAAAGAAGAGAUGUGUGAGGCUGACACAAGUAUCAUGGAGAAACAGACUGCAAAUGUUAAGGAGGAGGACUGCAAAUGGGAGGUUGACCACCCUAAACAGGAGAGUCUGGACAUUAAAGGUGAGGAGAGUGAACUGGGAUCAGUGAACAUUAAAGACGAGGCUGAAGAGAAGUCUGUCAGCAUUGAGUUACACACAAAUGAAAGUGUGAAGAGAGUCAAAGAAGAUGACUUUCAAGAUGGAGCGAUGGCUGAGUUCAUCUCUUCUCAAAGCAGACAGUGUUCAUCAAUCCGCGUAAAGUCUGAAUCGUUACAAUCUGUCACGAAUGGGACGGAGGAAAAUUCAUCUGUUAAAACUGAGGAAGAUCAGCAACCAACUACAAAUAAGUCUGAUAAAAGAAACAAACCUCACUGCUGUUCUGAAUGUGGCAAGCAGUUUUGUCAAAGGAGCUCCUUUCAGCGCCAUCAAAGAAUUCACACGGGGGAGAAGCCAUACUGCUGUUUGGAAUGUGGCAAACAGUUCUGUCAGAGGGGUGGCCUUUGCACCCACAAGCGAAUUCACACUGGAGAGAAGCCAUUUUGCUGUUCUGAAUGUGGCAAGCAAUUCAGUGACAGGAGUGCGUUGCAUAGGCACAAAAUCACUCACACUGGAGAGAAGCCGUUUUGCUGUUUGGAAUGUGGCAAACAAUUUGGUCGCAGGAGUGGCCUUUGGAGCCACACAAGAAUUCACACAGGCGAGAAGAAACCGUAUUGCUGCUCCGAAUGUGGCAAACAAUUCCGUCAAAGGAGCGACCUUCGGAACCACAGUAGAAUUCACACAGGAGAGAAUCUGUAUUGCUGUUUGGAAUGUGGCAAACAAUUCUGUGACAGGAAGGACCUUCAGAGCCAUACUUUGAUUCACACAGGCGAGAAGCCAUAUUCCUGUUUGGAAUGUGGCAAAAAAUUCAGUCACAAGGCUAGUCUUUGGAGCCACACAAGAAUUCACACCGGAGAGAAGCCGUAUUGCUGUGUGGAAUGUGGCAAAAAGUUCCUUGACAGGUGUGGACUACAGAGCCACACAAGAAUUCACACGGGAGAGAAGCCAUUUUUCUGCUUGGAAUGUGGCAAACAAUUCCGUUAUAUGAACGUUCUUCAGAGACAUGCUAGAAUUCACACUAGAAAGAAGCCGCAAGCAGUAAGUAAGAUGGGCAAGAAGGAGGAAGGAGUCACCCACCUAUCAACUAUGGAUGUGAAAGAGGAGACCUGUGAGGCUGCUGUGAAUAUCAUGGAGAAAAGGAUCAUAAAUGUUAAGGAGGAGGACUGUGAGUGGGAGCCUGUCCACCCUAAACAGGAGACUCUGGACAUUAAGGAGGAGGACUGUCAAUGGGGGUCAAUGGGCAUUAAAGAGGAGGCUGAAGAGACGUCUGUCCGGAUUGAGACGUACAAACAUAAAAGUAGAGAUGGUGUCAAGGAAGAAGACCUUCAUGAUGGGUGUGAAGGAGGAGUGGUGGCCGAGUUAGUCUCUUCUCAAAGCAGAGGCUGUUCAUUUCCAGAGUCUUCUGUUGAUGUGAAGUCUGAAUCAUUGCAGUUGGACACAAAGAGAACUGAGGAAACUUCAUCUGUUACACCACAGGAAGAUCAGCCACCACCUACAAAGAAGUCUUCAGAAAGAGGCAGAUGUCACUGCUGUUCUGAAUGUGGAAAACGAUUCUCUCGCUGGAGUCAUCUUCAGAGACACACUAGAAUUCACACAGGAGAAAAACCGUUUUACUGUAUUGAGUGUGGCAAAGGAUUCGCUCAGAAGAGUUCUCUGCAGAGCCACACAGCAGUUCACACUGGAGAGAAGCUGUAUUGCUGUUUGGAAUGUGACAAACAAUUCAGUCAUGCUAGCAGUCUUCAGAACCACAAAACAAUGCACACUGGAGAAAAGCCUUAUUGCUGUUUGGAAUGUGGCAAAGAGUUUGCGCAAAAGGGCAUACUUGAACAACACAAAAGAAUUCACACUGGAAAUAAGCCAUUUUGUUGUUCUGAAUGUGGAAAGCUAUUCUCUCGCAGAAGUACUCUUAAGUACCACAAAAGAAUUCAUACCGGAGAAAAGCCUUAUUGGUGUUUGGAAUGUGGCAAACAAUUCUCUCGCAGCAGUAGUCUUCAGAGCCACAAAAGAAUUCACACUGGGGAGAAGCCAUACUGCUGUAAUGAUUGUGACAAAGCGUUCUGUGACAGGCGUAGUCUUCGCAGACAUAAAAGAACUCACACCGGAGAAAAGCCUUAUUGCUGUUUGGAAUGUGGCAAACGAUUCACUCAAAGCACUAGCCUUCAUUCCCACAAAACAAUUCACAGCGGAAAAAAGCCUUAUUGCUGUAAUGAAUGUGGCAAACAAUUUUUUUUCCAGACUAACCUUCAUAACCACAAAAAAAUUCAUACAGGAGUGAAGUCAUUUUGCUGUUCUGAAUGUGGCAUGCGAUAUGUGCAUAUGAAAAGUCUUAAGAGACACACCAGAGUUCACAAAGGAGAGAAGGAGGAAGCCCCAAAGGAGGGUACAGAGAGCGAAAAAGGCAGGCAGAGGCACGCGGGUUUCUAUAAACAAGAGAGCGCGAACGCGCGUGCACGUAAACGGCCGGCUUGCGAUGUGCAUGUGACGUCAUCAAGUGCGACGAAAACUCAAGUGAGCGUGCGCCUUGUGUCUCUAAACUUGAGAAUUUCCCUGGAGGCAGUGAUCGAGAUUGUAGCUUUUUUUUUUUUUAUCGCUGAGGGAGUCGUCUUUAACUUAGUCCCAGGGACAGAGCAGGGAAGACAAGUUGCCAGUAACUGUAACACCAGGAUGGAUGUGAAAGAGGAGGCUUGUGAGGCUGACAUCAAGACCAUGUUGAUAACGACUGUAAAUAUUAAGGAGGAGGAGGAGGAGGACUGUGAAUGGGAGCCUGUCCACCCUAACAAGGAGAGUCCCAGCAUUAAGGAGGAGGAUUAUGAGCUGGUAACUGUGGAUAUUAAAGAAGAGGCCAAGGAGACGUCUGUCAGCAUUGAGCCGCACAGACAAAAAAGUAUGGCGAGUACUGAGCUCAAGGUGAGGUCUAAAAGAAGGAGGACUAAGGGAGAGUCAUCUGUUAAAACUCGGGAAGGCCAGCCAUCGUCAAUACAGCAGUCUGGAGAAAGAAACAAACCUCACUGCUGUCUUCAGUGUUAUAAACAAUUCUGGUACAAGAGUGCUCUUCAGAAACACAGACGAAUUCACACUGGAGAAAAGCCACAUUGCUCUUCUGACUGUGGCAAACAAUUUUCACUUAUUGGCCAUCUCAAGAACCAUGAAAGGAUUCACUCAGAUGAAAAGCCACAUUGCUGUCCUGAAUGUGGAAAACAAUUCUCGAUACUUAGCAAUCUCCAGAGACAUAAAAGGAUUCACACAGGUGAGAAGCCACAUUUUUGUUCAGAAUGUGGCAAACAAUUCUCACAAAUUAGCAAUCUCCAGAGCCACCAAAGGAUUCACACAGGAGAAAAGCCACAUUGCUGUUCUGAAUGUGGCAAACAAUUCUCUCAAAGGAGUGGUCUACAGAGACACAUUACAAUUCACACUGGGGAGAAGCCAUAUUGCUGUUCUGAAUGCGGCAAGCAAUUCUCUCACAGGAGUCAUCUUCAGAGCCACACAAGGAUUCACACAGGAGAGAAGCCGUAUUACUGUAAUGAAUGUGGCAAACAAUUCUGUCUCAAGAAUACUCUUCAGAGACACAACAGAAUUCACACUGGAAAGAAGCUGUGGCUUACUACAGGGACAACUUUCCUGUUCUCAAAAUCCAAACAAACAAAUUUUCUUUAUGAGGGAGUUAAACUGUGCUCUUUUAACAGCAAGGAAGACAAGUUGCCAUUAAUUAACUGUAACGUCAAGAUGGAUGUGAAAGAGGAGGCUUGUGAGGCUGACAUCAAGACCAUGUUGAUAACGACUGUAAAUAUUAAGAAGGAGGACUGUGAAUCAGAGCCUAACAAGGAGAGUCCCAGCAUUAAGGAGGAGGAUUAUGAACUGGUAACUAUUGAUAUUAAAGAAGAGGCCAGGGAGACAUCUGUCAUCAUCGAGACGCACAGACAAAAAAGUAUGGAGGGUACUGAGCUCAAGGUGAUGUCUGGCAGAAAGGGGACUAAGGGAGAGUCAUCAGUUGCAACUCGGGAAGGUCAGCCAUCGUCUUCGCAGCAAUCUGGACAAAGAAAGAAACCUCACUGCUGUACUGAGUGUGAUAAACAAUUUUCACACAAGAGUGCCCUUCAGAAACAUAGAAGAAUUCACAGUGGAGAAAAGCUGUACUGUUGUAAUGAAUGUGGCAAACAAUUCACAGAAAUUGGCAAUCUCCAGAGCCACGAACGGAUUCACACAGGAGAAAAGCCAUAUUGCUGUACUGAAUGUGGCAAACGAUUCUCACAAAUUGGCAAUCUCCAAAACCACAAAAGGGUUCACACAGGGGAAAAGCCACAUUUCUGUUCUGAAUGUGGCAAACAAUUUUCUCAACGGAGUGGUCUACAGAGACACAUUAGAAUUCACACUGGGGAGAAGCCGUAUUGCUGUUUGGAAUGUGGCAAGCAAUUCUCAGACAGGAGCCAUCUUCGGAGACACACCAGGAUUCACACAGGAGAGAAGCCGUUCUGCUGUUCUGAAUGUGGCAAACAAUUUUUUGUCAAGAGUAGUCUUAAGGGCCAUAAAAGAAUUCACACUGGGGAGAAGCCAUAUUACUGUAAUGAAUGUGGCAAACAAUUCAGUUACAAGAGCAAUCUUCAGAAACACUGCCGAAUUCACACUGGAGAGAAGCUGUAUUGCUGUAAUCAAUGUAGGAAAGAAUUCUGUCACAGGAGUAAUCUUCAGAAACACAUCAGAAUUCACACUGGAGAGAAGCCAUAUAACUGUAAUGAAUGUGGCAAACAAUUCUGCCACAAAAAUGCUCUUCAGAAACACAGCAAAAUUCACAAUGUAGAGAUGAUAAAACAUAGCAAAUGAACUCAAAUGACCCAAAUGUACAAAUAAUAUUCAACCAUGAAGUAAGAAAGCCUGGAACAACAUCCAUACUCAAAUUAAUUUGGCUAUUCCAGAACAGUGAGGAGGAGACAGAAACUUCCCCACCUUGUAUGCUGUUGAUUGGAGCACAAUAUACUAAGCAGCAGAAGAAGAAAAAAUUGAAUUGUGAAUACCAUGAACUUAACCAUAUGUUGCUCAUAAGAUACAAACUACAAACAAAAGAUGAUCGUCUACUCCUGGCUGCAGAAAACAGAAGUUUGCAUAGAAGCUGGUUCAGGGCAUCAAAAGGAAAAAAACAAAAAUGCAUUACCAGUAACAGCCACUUCGCCAAACACAGCAAUAACCUGUCACCCAUCUUGUCGAUGAUUGUGUAGUAUUGAUGGCUAAAUGCUUAUACACUGAAAGACUCCCCAAAAUGGCCAGGCUCAUUCAUUGGAGAAUCUAAAAGAAACACAACUUAUCAGCACCAGAAAGGCACUGGGACCACAAUCCACAACACAUAAUGGAAACCUGAUUUACAAAAAAUAAUCUCUCAAUUAAAAUCCUCCACCUGUGUCCUUGAUCCAAUACCAACAAGGUUCUU